CCGCUCCCAGAGCAAGUAUCUCCUCUCAGUAAGCACAACAAACAACACGCAGCAAAGCGACAUGAGUCCCAGCAUCAGUACGGAGGCCAGCCAGCCUCUCCCUGCACGGUCCACCGUGGCCCAGAGAAAACAUGCCAACGAACUCAGAAAGACUCUGAAACCCUUGUUGGAGAAAAGAAGACGCGCUCGUAUCAACGACAGCCUCAACCAUCUGAAGAGCCUCAUUCUGCCACUUGUUGGCAAAGGCAACGCACGUUACUCCAAACUUGAGAAAGCAGAUAUUCUGGAAAUGACCGUCCGCUUCCUCAGAGAUCUUCCCUCCUCUCCAGUCAAAGAAUCCGCAGACAGCUACAGAGAAGGCUACAAAGCCUGCCUCCAGCGCGUCUCCUCCCUGCUUCCUAAAACCAGCCUGGACCAGGACGCGUGCCAGCGGGUCAACGACUUCGUGCAGCAGUCCAUGUCUGCCACAGUCACCCCAACCUGCCUGAACUGCUGCGCUCAGAGCUCCAGGACUUUCCCUCAGAUCCAGCAGAAGCUCCUGAGCCUGAAAUCCAGCUUCAGCUCCAGACCAGAGCUCCAGUCCCGCAGCGCAGUGGCUCCCAGCAGAGCGCAGUCAGGCCCGCAGGCCGGAAGCGCUGCGAUGUGGAGACCCUGGUAGACUAGAAGGACGUUUGUCCCACCUGUUAUUUAUUCAGAGAUGUUUCUAUCGCUGUUUGUAUCUAAAUAAUGUCAGCAUAUAAGAAAAAGACUUGUUCCAGUUGCUGUAUAGUGAUUUAAUUCAGCAUUUGACUCAUUUUGCGCUUAAUGCCAGAAAGCACAGAUCUCAAAGAAAUUGAAGUCUAUGAGCUUUUUAAAAAUGCAAUCCUCUUUGGGGUUUCAAAGAUAUGGGUUGUAGAUAACACUUUUGUAAAACCCCAAGGGUUAUUUGGUUUGAGGUUUGCACGAUGGACUUAAAAGUAUUUUGGUCUGUGCAACAGAAUAGUCUGUAAACACUGUGUGUUCUAUAGGAUUCUAUUUAUUCACUUGUUUGGAAAAAAAACAUGAUUUUGUGACUUUUUAUUGCUCUGUCAUUGACAAAAGAUUUUCAAUAAAUGCAUUUUUGAAAAA
Molecule: messenger RNA, 1107 nt
Organism: Acanthochromis polyacanthus (spiny chromis)
Lineage: Eukaryota; Metazoa; Chordata; Actinopteri; Pomacentridae
Gene: hes2.1
Product: hes family bHLH transcription factor 2, tandem duplicate 1
Exons: 3
Coding region: 62-658 (198 amino acids)
Biological process (GO): regulation of transcription by RNA polymerase II; regulation of neurogenesis; anterior/posterior pattern specification
Cellular component (GO): nucleus
Molecular function (GO): DNA-binding transcription factor activity, RNA polymerase II-specific; RNA polymerase II cis-regulatory region sequence-specific DNA binding; protein dimerization activity
Source: RefSeq, a predicted model, not a curated record